Messenger RNA from Encephalitozoon romaleae SJ-2008, 822 nucleotides. Its product is annotated as splicing factor CC1-like protein. The record is from RefSeq and is a predicted model, not a curated record. The coding region runs from base 1 to 822 and encodes 273 amino acids. Lineage: Eukaryota; Fungi; Microsporidia; Unikaryonidae. The transcript has a single exon. Gene Ontology annotation, molecular function: RNA binding.
AUGAAAAAAACGGUGGAGAAAGUGAACAAAAACAGCUCUGAGUCUGAAUCUGGAUCUGGUUUGUCUGAGACCGAAGAGUCUUCAAGCAAUGGGGUAGGGCAGGCAAACUGCUCGGAGUCAGGCAGUGAAUAUGAGUCUGAGAUUGAGGAGGAGACAUCUAGUGGAACUGAGGAAGGAACAAAGAAAGAAAAUCCAUCCUUGACUGUGUUCAUAAAGGGUAUAAGCUACGAUCUGACUGAGUAUGAUCUGAAGAGUGAGAUGGAGAAGAUAGGGAAAGUGGCCCGAGUUGGAAUUCCGAUGACCAACGAUUACAAACGUAACAAGGGGUUUGGAUAUGUCGAGUUCUGCAAGGAAGAGGAUGUGAAGAAGGCACUGAAGCUUGACGGAACUGUUUUUCUUGGGAGAGAGGUGGUUGUGAACAUGGCGCAUCCACGAGAAAACAAGCAGAGGCACACGAUAUACAUUUCAAACAUCCCGUUUGGGUGUGACAAGAGGAAGUUGAAGAAGUAUUUUGAAGAGAUGGGAGAAGUUGUUGGGGUGUCCUUUCCUUACGACAAGGAGAAUGAUAGGCUGAAGGGGUAUGGUUUUAUUGACUUUGGAAACAAGGAGGAUUACGAGAAGGUUCUCAAGAAGAAGCUAGUUUUUGAGGACAGCUCCAUAUACCAGAGGCCUGCUUAUAAGAACAAGGAGGAUAGAAAGGACUUCAAUGGAAAGGGGCCUAGAAGAAACGAUUCUCGAUGGAAUGGGAAGAAAUAUGGGGGUGAAAGUCAGAACAGAAACAACAACAAAAAAGUUAAGUUUAACUCGGACAGUGAGGAAUAA